Messenger RNA from Marchantia polymorpha subsp. ruderalis, 3656 nucleotides. The record is from the annotation of a GenBank genome assembly. NCBI's taxonomy places the organism in Eukaryota, Viridiplantae, Streptophyta, Marchantiopsida, Marchantiales, Marchantiaceae.
UCCUUGCUAACCUGCAGCAGCAGAUAUUUUUGGUGAUAGGAAGUAGAUUUUUACCCCGUGAGGUAGUGAGCGAGUGAUGCUUCGCGGAACUCUGUCUGUUGUCACGCUGAAGACUUUUGGCGUUGCAUUCUCGCCAUAGCUCCCUAACAAAGCAGCGUUUGGGCUUCUUCCUUGCCCUUCCUCUUGCCUGCGCAACGUUUACCUCCUCCUGAACUCUCUCCGCCCUCUUUCCCUCGCCGUGUUCACCAUUUCCUCCCUUUCCCCCCACAACAGCUGCCCCCUCCUCCCAUCUUUCCUCGUCCGGCGUGGUUGGUCUCUGCUCGCCCUGCGUCCCUCUCCAGCGCCAUGGCCGUGAGACAUUAGGUGGUAUUGUUUGCAUGCAUUCUUUGACCUCAAGGUGGAUUGCGCGACUGAAGAGCGUGCAGAGGGAGAAGAGAAGAGGAAGGGUGAAUGCAUGCAGGCAUUUUGGAGUCGAGUAUUUUUCACCCACCACCUGUGACCAUCUGGCUGGUCGGUCGGUUUUAGUGAAUCUGGCCGAAUAGGGGAGAACGAAGGAAGGAAAGAUCGUGAAUGGGCGUAGUUCGUGACCUGACCUGUAGAGGCAACGGACGAAUUGAUUCGUAGGGAGUACGAAGACACACAGAUCUGGACCUGUGGUUUGUUUGCAGUUCGGCCGGGGUUGUCGUUGUCCUCGUUGCGGAGUGGAACAUUGAGUCAUCCUCUUACGCGCUUAUUCGUGAACGGUGCUCGGAAGAGAGCGAUUUCUCCGAAGAAGUAUGGUAGUGUAGUCUGUCAGCCGGGGUUAGUAAGGAAGUCCGCUAGUUUGUUUGGCGGAAGAGGAGGAUAAGGCGUAGGACAGUGAUUGGUUUGAUAUUAGAAAGACCCCCCUAUCCAAUCAAUCCCACCCAUUCGACGGCGGACUCUGUGAUUUUUUUGUUGUCCCUUUUGAGACAUCGCUCUCACUUGCUCUGUGCUCGCUGGAGGGCUUAGGACAGCUGUCUAGCGGUGGUUUGCAUCAGACAUUAUAUCAUUUGGUGAUCUCGAGAAAGCAUUCUUCGGGGACCGAAAAGCUUCCACUCACACUUCGUGCUUUUCCGCGUCCAGUAUUUGGUUUCUCUUUGUGAUUUCAGACACGUAGUGUCUUCAUCUCAAGACACGCGCUGAAUCAAUUUCGGAGCUUAUCGCUGCGACCUAGGGCUUUUGGGGUCCGAGGAGGAAAGAAGGGAGGAGUGUCGAAAGAAACGCACAUCGACAUCGGGAUUGAUCACGGUGAUCUAACGAGUUUCAGAUCCUUAGUAUCUUCCACAUCCGGGGCUCGUGUAUCUGGUCUAUUCAGGAUAUGUGGUUUCGACGCACAACAAACGUUCUCGGUUUGGGUGCAUUCCUAGCAAUUGACAGAGAGCGGGAUAUUGGUAGACGCUGGUGACGUUACCUGAUUAGUGGGUUUGCGAAUGAGUCGGGUUUCAUCGUUUGUACGCAAUCUGAGACACUUGAGGAAGGGGGGCAAGGCUCCGCAGUCUAUUUACAUAGUGUAAGGAGCGUCGAGGUUUCUGUGACUAAGCUGAGCAUAGCUGGGGAAGCUUGAGAGUAUGGAGUCAAUGCAGCAGUUACUGCCUGGGACCAUAGACAAAGCCGCACCCGAUUUGGCUAUCACGGGGGACAAGGCUGCCGAUACGUUUUCCAAGAAGUUUGGAGAGUCGGUGUCGUCUCCCGCAUUGAGUGACGCCGACGCAAUUCCUGAAGCCUCCGACGCAGGUUGCUACACCGAGUCUGAGUGGGCUGGCUCGGAAGAUAGUGCAUGUUCUAUAGAAUCAGAUGCAUCGUCGAACGCCAUUAGUAGCAAUUCUCUUGUAUCGGACGCAGACUCUUUAGCUCCAUCUUGCGACGAGAAAAUUGUGGAGAAGUGUCCUUCAGGUGGUUCCAUUGUCACCUAUGACGAGGCUGUCUCGAAAGCAAACGCCGAGGGGGAAUGCAAAGCCGCGGAUGACAGGCCACGGCGAGCGAAACGCGGUCAGACAGAUACGCAGUUCGACGAACAAGAUACCAGCAUCAAUACGGCGCCUAGAGUGGAGGAAUCCGCUGGCAAGGCGUGGACAGAUGACAAACAUUGCUCUUAUCUCAACUCUAUCGAGGCAACUUUCGUCCGUAGCCUCCUCAAGCAAGACUAUCGAACCGUGGACUUGUCAGAGCAGGACCAGGACUGCGUGGAGUCCCGUCCCAUGGAUCCUAGCUACCUCGCUUACCACCAUGGACCGGGCGAGUUAUUCACCUCUUUGCAAAGAGGCUGCUAUGACCAACGGGAGUAUUACAGGCCACAUUACAUUUUUGCACCCUCCUCGCCGCCUGCGGUGCUCGCCAGCCCGUGGAUCCAACAUUUCAACCCCAGGAUAGCUCCUUCUACCGCCGUCGGUGGUGCGGCGCAAGAUAUGUUCCCGGGACACACGAGCUCGUCUUCAGGAUUUGCCGAUGGAGCUCAUUGUAGCAACUACAUGUACCAAGGGGUAAUGGAGGAAGUAAUGGAAAGCGUUCCAGUCCUUCCGGAUUUUCCCCCUCCUCAAGGGUGGAAUAGUCGUUUCCAGAGCCAGCACAAUGCAUCAACCAGUGCACCCGUCAGGCCAGAUACGAGCGCUCAAGCGAAGAAGCGUAAUCUGGACCCUUGCGCAGAAGUCAUGUACCGACCGAAGAAACUCAAGUCAACUCAGCAGAAGCUUGCUGAAACCGAUCUGGAAUUAGAGGAGCAAUUCGUCCUCAAACAGUUGAAUCAAAAGGAAGAAGGGAGCCGUUUAGAUAUCAGAGAAAGUGGAAGCCGUUUAGAUUGCAAUAGUAAUCCUGAUAGAUCUAAUCACCUAGAGAAGCAAAUUUUGCAGGGCUCGCUACCCACUUCUCAUCCCAUGGGGAAUGGGGAUAUGCCUCAGGUCGAGAAACCUUCUGCGCAGGAAGAGCGGUCUAACUCUAGAGAGCAAGAGGACGAUCGAAAAAGGAUGGGAGAUGGGGAAUCAGGGGACGGUAAGAGUCCAGCGAGCUGUGACGGGGUUCCAUCCCAGAAGGAUGUGGUGGACGGUAGUGGCCAGCUGACCGGAAGUGUUGAAGACAAGGGUUUCAAGGGUGAGAGCGUGCAGCAACCUGCCGUCACUGGAGCUCGGCUAAAGCUCUCUGUAGACGAGAGUAUUGUAAAGUGCCAAGCGGACUUGGGAUACGACGAGCAUGACGAGUGCAACUUCGUCGCGAAAAGGAGUCCUCGUGCCUGUCGGACGUACACAUGGGGAAUCAUGGGAAAUCGCCGACCUCUACUUCCCGGGAAUGCCAAAGACAUUAGAGAAGACGAGACUCUAGCCAAGGAGCAGCAACAGUGUUAAAUGCUCGACAGCUAAUUUUGUAAGAUUUAGGGAUUGUUUCCGGUGAAUCGUGCCAGUGACCUUUUACAUGGUUGUCCAGGACCCUGGGGGUGAACAGUUGAGAUUAGAGCAUGGUGCUUAUCACCCAUUGAUUACAUUUAGACCUUUUGGCCAAUUGCCACGUGAAAGUUAGUACAUAGGUGUAUAUUCAAUCUGAAAAUGCAGCGAGCAGCUUGUGAAAAUCGAUCUGAAGAUCAAGUCACCACGCCCCACCUUUACCUUCAGACACUUGUACAGCUCAUUUUUGUUUUCAAGUUCCUC